Molecule: messenger RNA, 1587 nt
Organism: Salvia splendens (bonfire salvia)
Lineage: Eukaryota; Viridiplantae; Streptophyta; Magnoliopsida; Lamiales; Lamiaceae
Product: peroxisome biogenesis protein 19-1
Exons: 6
Coding region: 132-872 (246 amino acids)
Biological process (GO): protein import into peroxisome membrane
Cellular component (GO): peroxisome; peroxisomal membrane
Source: RefSeq, a predicted model, not a curated record
CUCAGACAAAAAUUGACAAACCGGGUUAAACAUAAGCUAAAAAUAGGCGACGGCCACUUAAUCACCGCCGUUUAUUCCUUGGAGUAGAUAUUUUCCGUUGUGGGCGAUAUUAAAGUUGGAGAAAACAAGAAAUGGCUCACCACUCCGACGAUUUAGACCUACUUCUUGACACCGCUUUGGAUGAUUUUCAGAGCCUUAAUCUCGCAUCUUCUGCUCAAAGAUGUGUAGAUGAUAAUGGUAAUAAUGGAGGGAACAAGGUAGAGGGUUGUACAUUGACUAGUGGGAAUGUUCAAGGGUUAGGAAUGGGGUUACCUGAUUUGAAGACCAAGAAAAAGGGUAAACAAAAGGUACCACCACCGCCGACGAAGCAAGAAUCACACAUCACGGAUGCACUUGAUCAGUUGAGGGAGCAAACUAGGGAGGCGGUGAAAGGCUUGGAAUCGGUGUCUGGGCCUCGACCCCCGGUGGCUGGAGAUGGCUUCGGUGCAGACCCAAUGAUGGAGGAUUGGGUCAAGCAGUUUGAGGAGCUUGCAGGCACACAGGAUAUGGAGUCAAUUGUAGAAACCAUGAUGCAACAGCUCCUAUCCAAGGAAAUCCUUUACGAACCUAUGAAAGAAAUAGGUGAACGCUACCCAACAUGGUUGGAAAAGAAUAUAUCUGAACUGACACAUGAAGAGUACACCCGAUAUUCGAAUCAAUACAAGUUUAUUAAAGAUCUGAAUCAAGUGUAUGAAGCCGAGCCUGAAAACUUCAACAAGAUUGUUGAGCUUAUGCAGAAAAUGCAAGAGCUUGCCCCAGACUUUGAUCUAUCGAAUCUCGGACAAUUGUCUCCAGAGAUGUUCGAGUCUCAACAGAAUUGUCGCAUCAUGUGAGAGAAGAUGCAAGUGUUGAGAAGUUGCAAGUUAUGAAAUAUAGGCAUGCCCUCACAUUAAUGUCUUCUACUGCUCAACCAAGAGUGACCGCACUUUAUUUAUUCUGUCUCAGUUAGGAUACUACAACCACUUGCCCAGCUCACGGGCAUCAGUAACACAAACUCCUUUUAAUGCGUGGCGACAUCACCAACCCGAGAUCUAUGUUACCAUGCACUAUACACUUAGUAAUUGUGCGAGUGGGAUAAAUGUUUUUGACCAAAAGUUGCCUGAUCGGGCAGUCGCAACGACACUGCAAACUUAGAGCAAUCUAAUUGCCUUGGACUGCCAAAUCGCAUCGAGUCACCUAACUCUCAUUUAUACUCGAGCUCAAAAUGAAAAGUUUCUUCGAACUACCGUCAUCACUCGUGCCGAGUGGAAUUUGUGUCAAAACUCACUCGACCGCCGAAGUGAGGUUCUUUGUAUCAUUAGGACUCGGCUUGAUCGGGCCAAGUGGAGCUUGGAUACACAAACUUGGCUGAGUGAGAUCUUCUGAAUUGGUGAACUUCGGCUAGAAUAGGGCCGAGUGGGUUUAGAAGCCAAAUACCACUUGACCGAGUGAGAUUCUCUUGAUCUAACCCGAUGUCCAUUCUUUUGUCCUGUUUGCCCGUUGGCACCUACUAUCUCACACAUUCUCUAUAAACUCGUCAAAUUCAUGAAUUGCAUAAUUGGUUGAGAA